Leptosia nina is the source of this 1521-nucleotide messenger RNA. NCBI's taxonomy places the organism in Eukaryota, Metazoa, Arthropoda, Insecta, Lepidoptera, Pieridae. The record is from the annotation of a GenBank genome assembly.
AUGAAGAUUAAAAAAUCCGACAAUAAGCCGGAAAAGGAAGCGCCUAGAAACAUCAACAAUAACAUCGAAACAAAAAGUGAAAUACCUAGAAACGAUAAGAACAUCAACCUAUUAUUCCUUAUUUGCAUAAUCGGUGUUUCUUUAGGCAUAGCUUUAGAAAUCAUCAACGUACAGAACAGACAACAGACCAAAGAUAAGUUAAAAAUCAGAAACUAUUGGGUAUAUUCUGCCCACAAUGAUGUAGACAAUAAGAACGGCCUACUUAAACAUGUGCAUUUGGUCCUGGAAAGACUGGACUACACGAAGACAAGCAAUGACAGCGAUUGGUCAUUGCUCUGGUCGCAUGAUUACCCAUUUCGCGUAUUAAACAAAGCUGUUACCAAUUUAAAACCCACGCAAAAAGUUAACCACUUCCCUGGCACUGGAUUUAUAACGAACAAAGUGCAUCUGGCCACAUCAACUUCGAGAUAUAUACCGAAAGCGUUCGAGUUGCCGAAAAAUAAAAAGGAAUUUUUAAGAUAUGCCAAAGAGAAUAGAGAAGCGUUGUUUUUGGAAAAGCACAAUCAGCACAGAGGUGUUUACUUGAAGAACGUGAGCGAAAUCGAUUUGAAUAGCGGCGAAAGUUUCGUACAAGAGUACAUGGCGAAACCGUUUCUUGUUGAUGGACAUAAGUUCGAUAUUGGCGUGUAUGUUGCGCUGACGUCGGUGGAUCCUCUGAGAGUCUACUGGUAUAAAGGUGAUGUUCUAUUUAGAUAUUGCCCAUCGAAGUAUCACCCUUUUGACCCAAAAAACUUGGACAAAUAUGUGAUUAGUGAUGACUAUCUUCCAACGUGGGAAGUACCUUCAUUGGCACAUCCAUACACAGCACUGGGCUUCGGUAUGAAGGGUGCUUUUGACCACUAUGCGCAAUCAAAGGGUCUGAAUACGGAAAGCAUGUGGGAGGAAAUACAGAAAGCUAUUACAGAAGUUUUUAUCAAAAAUGAAAAUCACAUUAUUGAGGCUUUAAAGAGGUACAAGUCAAGUGACAACUUCUUCGAAAUGAUGCGUUUCGACUUUAUAGUAGACGAACAGUUAAAAGUCUACCUCCUGGAAGCCAAUAUGUCACCAAACCUUAGCUCAGCCCAUUUUCCACCAAAUCAGAUGCUCUACGAACAAAUUUUGUACAAUUUGUUCUCGUUGACUGGUGUAGCUAGUAGCAUUAGAGAUAUAAGCAACAAUACAGUACAAAAUAUGUUAUCGUCUCAAAAAAAUAUUGCGGUUUAUAGCAAACAAUGCAGCACCGUUUGCAAGGAAACCUGCGAAGCGAUAUCUGUUUGCGCGUUAUGUAAACCGUGUCUUACGCCGCAACUAAAAAAGGCGCUUUUAAAAGCACACAUGGAAAAUUUACAUAAAGGAGAUUUCCGAAGAUUAUUUCCUCCGACGAUGCAACAAAAUAAAGACAUUCAAAUGGUAGAAGAAGAAACAAAACAUUUAAACCAAAAAAAACAGGAUGCAAUACUUAUGGUACCAAGGAAAGUGUAA